Messenger RNA from Phanerochaete carnosa HHB-10118-sp, 1309 nucleotides. RefSeq lists its product as uncharacterized. Lineage: Eukaryota; Fungi; Basidiomycota; Agaricomycetes; Polyporales; Phanerochaetaceae. The transcript is spliced from 8 exons. Gene Ontology annotation, molecular function: oxidoreductase activity, acting on the CH-OH group of donors, NAD or NADP as acceptor; formate dehydrogenase (NAD+) activity; NAD binding. The record is from RefSeq and is a predicted model, not a curated record. Gene Ontology annotation, cellular component: cytosol. Bases 61 to 1224 code for a protein of 387 amino acids.
GUCUCAUCUCGCAACACAUCAGCCCUCUAGCUAACUAAUACCUCACUCUCCAUCGUCGUCAUGUUCGCAAAAGCUCGCACAGGUGCUAUCCAAGCCAGCGUCCGCAAUGCCCAGGCUGCCGCGUUCAGCAAGCAGGCCUCGCGCAACAUGAAGAUCCUCGCCAUCCUCUACAAGGGUGGCGAGGCUGCCAAGCAGGAGCCCCGCCUCCUCGGCACUGUCGAGAACGAGCUCGGCAUUCGCUCCUGGCUCGAGUCCCAGGGGCACGAAUACCUUGUCUCAGAUGACAAAGAGGGCCCCAACAGCUUCCUCCACAAGAACAUCCACGAUGCUGAUGUUGUCAUCACGACACCCUUCCAUCCCGGAUACCUCAAUAAGGAGCUUCUUGACAAGGCCAAGAACCUCAAGCUCUGUGUCACCGCUGGUGUCGGAUCUGACCACGUCGACCUCAACAUUGCCGCCGAGAAGGGCCUCGAGGUCAUCGAGGUCACCGGUUCGAACGUCGUCUCCGUCGCUGAACACGCGGUUAUGAGCAUCCUCUUGCUCGUCAGGAACUUUGUCCCUGCCCACGAGAUGAUCAAGCGUGGCGACUGGCUCGUCUCGGACGUUGCGCGCAACGCGUUUGACCUGGAGGGCAAAGUCGUCGGCACGCUCGGCGCGGGCCGCAUCGGCUUCCGCAUCCUGCAGCGCCUGCAGCCGUUCAACUGCAAAGAGUUCCUCUACUACGACUACAACGCGCUCGACCCCACGCGGGAGAAGGAGGUCAACGCGCGCCGCGUCGAGGACCUCAAGCAGUUCGUCUCCCAGUGCGACGUCGUCACCGUCAACGCGCCCCUGCACGAGGGCACGAUGGGCCUCAUCAACAAGGACCUGCUCAAGCACUUCAAGAAGGGCGCCUGGCUCGUCAAUACCGCGCGCGGCGCGAUCUGCAACGCCGAGGACGUCGCGGCGGCGGUCAACAGCGGGCAGCUGAACGGGUACGCGGGCGACGUGUGGAACGUGCAGCCCGCGCCGAAGGAGCACCCGUGGCGGUACAUGCAGAACCCGCUCGGCGGCGGCAACGGCAUGGUCCCGCACUACUCGGGCACGACGCUCGACGCGCAGCUGCGCUACGCCAACGGCACGAAGCAGAUCCUCGAGAACUUCUUCCAGGGCAAGCCCCAGCUCCCGGCGAACGUCAUCAUCGGCAACAAGGGCUACGCGACCACGUCUUACGGCCAGCGGUGACGAACGGCCGUGCGGCGUUUUUGAGUUCUGUACAUUAUACUCUUCCUGCAUCGCCAUGUGUAGAACUACUAGACAAUUGUAAUCG